Eruca vesicaria subsp. sativa (arugula) is the source of this 924-nucleotide messenger RNA. Lineage: Eukaryota; Viridiplantae; Streptophyta; Magnoliopsida; Brassicales; Brassicaceae. The record is from the annotation of a GenBank genome assembly.
GCCGGCCACUAAAAAAAAGGAGCAUAUCAGCGAAGAGACUCAGAGAAGAAAGAAACGUUCGCGGGAUCCUUGACAACAAAAACAAUCCUCAACUCGAUCAUUCAUCACAUCAUGUGGAGAAGAAUCGUAUCCUCUCAUCUCAAAACCCUAGCCGCCGAUAUCGCCGCUGCUUCUCCUCGUCGAUCCAUAGCCACCACCGCGAGACCCGUUCGCUUACAUCUCGCUGCCAAUCCCGCUAAUUCAUCCGUCAUCCCUCGCUGUUUCAGCUCCGAAUCAGUAGAGACAAUAGCGAAGAAGAAGGUGGAGGAUGUAAUGCCCAUUGCAACUGGACACGAGAAGGAGGAGCUUGAAGCUGAACUUGAGGGGAGGAGGCUGCUUGACAUUGACUUCCCUGAAGGUCCUUUUGGAACUAAGGAAGCUCCUGCUAUCGUAAAAUCCUACUAUGACAAGCGAAUUGUGGGAUGCCCCGGUGGCGAAGGCGAGGAUGAACACGACGUUGUCUGGUUCUGGCUCGAGAAGGGAAAGUCCUUUGAAUGCCCGGUUUGCACUCAGUACUUUGAGCUGGAAGUGGUUGGUCCAGGUGGGCCGCCUGAUGGUCACGGUGACGAAGACGAUGAGCACCACCACUGAUUCGAGCCACGAGUUUUGAUUAUUUUUAAAAAACUUUCGAUUGGAAUAAAAGGAUAUAUACGCCUCUGGUGAAACCCAGUUGAGAAUGUUUUUGAUCCUUUGUAGAAACAUCAGUCGGUAUUGGAAGUUGUCAAACUCUCACGACCGUUGUUUAACAUUUGUAAGAAUUCUUGAAUCAGAAUCAUUCUUGCCUUUUGCAUAUUACUACACACUCUUACCUUUUCAUUUUAUGGUUCCUGUCUUUUCAUAUUGUGGACGUUUUGAUCAUGUGCCCUUAUUACUUGUGAAAGGCCA